This is a messenger RNA of Caenorhabditis angaria, 1926 nucleotides long. NCBI's taxonomy places the organism in Eukaryota, Metazoa, Nematoda, Chromadorea, Rhabditida, Rhabditidae. The record is from the annotation of a GenBank genome assembly.
AUGGCAGUUGAAAUGAUCGUCGAACCCAAAUGGGUUGUCCAGAACUUCGGAGUGAGUUUGGGGAAGGAUAGGGGACCUGUUAAGGCUCCUAACUAGUUAGGGGCCUUAACAGGGGGCCUGAAAAGCCCCCCUGAGCAUGUUUGGACUCAAAAAAUAACAUUUUCUUUGCAGAAUGUUCGAAUUUUGGACGCCUCAUGGACUUUCAAACCAAAACCCGACAUCAACGAAUACAAAUCCAAAUAUUUCGGCAAAUUCGGCGUCGCAAUGAACGAAUUAAAGAACCAAGAAUACAUUGCCGAACACAUCAACGGUGCCGCCCAUUUCAACUUCGACAUCGCCUAUUAUCCAUCAGAAGAGGAGCGUUUCACAUUGUACGACGCCGAAAACUUCACCGCCUACGUCAAACGACUCGGCGUCUUCAACGGCGAUCACAUCAUUGUCUACGGACGCGGAAAGGACGGCGGAAUGCCUGCCGCAUGCCGCGCCUAUUGGACGUUCCGCUACUAUGGUUAUACCAAUAUUAGUGUGUUGAAUGGCGGUUUGGAGGCGUUCAAAUUGGCACAAGGAGUUGUGCAAUCGGGAGAAAGUAUGAUUUCGAGUGGAAAUUAUGAGACAACUACAACUGAUAAGAAUAUUUUGGCCAAUUUGGCUGAUAUUCCAUUUGAUAAUUUGGCAAGUGUCAAAUAUUUGGAUACACGUACCAAGGAAGAAUGGACUGGAAAAGUGCCAAUUGGAUAUCCGGAAAGUUCAGCGACUGGUGUUCGAUGCAAAGAUGCUAUUCAUUUUCCGUUGGGUGAAGUUGUUGGACCAAAGGGAAUUAAGAAGAAGACUGAAUGUGAUGCUGGUGAGGGAUUUUUGGGGAUUUUGUGAUGAUUUUUAGCUGAAAAUCUAAAAUUUUGAGCUUAAAUUGGGCCUUUUGAAGGUUUUUAGUGGAAAAUUUGAUAAUUUGCAGCUAAAUUCAGCUUUUCUGAUGAUUUUUUAGCUGAAAAUCUGGAAUUUUGAGCUUAGAUUGAGCCUUGUGAAGGUUUUUAGUGGAAAUUUGAUUUUUGGGUUGUUUAGACCCUAAAAAUGAUACUUCAUAGCUAAAUUCAGCUUUUUUGAUGUUUUUAGGAGAAAAUUUUGAGAAAAACCCAUAUUUUUGAGCCUAGGGGGAGGUUUUUUAGCUGAAUAUCUCGAAUUUUGAGCUUAGAUUGGGCCUUGUGAAGGUUUUUAGUGGGAAAUUUGAUACUUUAUACCUAAAUUUAACUUUUUAGAUGAUUUUUUAGCUGAAAAUUUCGAAUUUUAAGCUUAGCUUGGGCCUUAAGAAGGUUUUUUGUGGAAAAUCUCGAAUUUAUAGCUACAUUUAGCUUUUUUGAUGAUUUUUUAGCUGAAAAUCUGGAAUUUUGAGUUAAUGUUUCCAAAGAAACCACAAAUUUCAAGAUUUUCAGCAAAUCUAGGAUUUUUAGCUCACUUUUGUUAGGUUACUGUAGAUUUUUGGCGCCAAAACCACAUUUUUCAAAAAUCCCGAAAAUUUACUGUUUCAAAAUUUUUGGAUAAGAUUUUUAAAAAUUGGAUUUUUAUUGCAGUCUUCUCGUAGUGUGAAAAUUGUUUGAUUACUGUAGACUUUUAGCGCCAAAAAUCAUUUUUCAAAAAUCCCGAAAAUUUACUGUUUCAAAAUUUUUAUAAUUUUGGAAAAAAUAAUUUUUGUGUCAUUCGCAAACUCAUCUAUAGUUUCACUAAAAAAAGUACCACCAAUCCCAUAUUUUUGCAGCCUUCGCCGCCAAAGGAAUCAAGACUGGUGACACUGUGUACGUUUCUUGCGGAAUUGGUUUGGGAGCAUCGGCUGUUUGGGUUGCGGCUGCUCGUUCGGGAAUUUGUGCCAAAUUGUUCAAUGGCGGAGUUCACGCGUUGGCUCACAAGGCACCACAACAUUUGAACACCAAGUAA